This is a messenger RNA of Spea bombifrons (plains spadefoot toad), 2707 nucleotides long. Its product is annotated as scinderin-like. Lineage: Eukaryota; Metazoa; Chordata; Amphibia; Anura; Pelobatidae. Gene Ontology annotation, molecular function: phosphatidylinositol-4,5-bisphosphate binding; actin filament binding. Gene Ontology annotation, biological process: actin polymerization or depolymerization; barbed-end actin filament capping; actin filament severing. The coding region runs from base 55 to 2196 and encodes 713 amino acids. The transcript is spliced from 16 exons. Gene Ontology annotation, cellular component: actin cytoskeleton; cytoplasm. The record is from RefSeq and is a predicted model, not a curated record.
UACUGUUCAUACUGUGCAGACUGACAAACAAUCUGUACCUCUGAAGGAUAAAUUAUGGGUUUGAAACACAAGGAGUUUGAGAAAGCUGGUGUGAAGCAUGGACUGCAGAUAUGGAGAAUCGAGAAACUGGAACUUGCUGAAGUUCCUGAGAACCUUUACGGAAGUUUCUUUGUGGGUGAUGCCUACGUGAUACUAAAUACUGUAGAUCGCGGACUCUACAAACUGUAUAACCUACAUUUUUGGCUUGGAAAUGAAUGCACCCAAGAUGAAAGCACUGCUGCAGUCAUAUUCACUGUCCAGCUGGAUGACUACCUGGGUGGAAGCCCAGUCCAAUAUAGAGAACUACAAGGACACGAGUCCAACACAUUUCUUGGUUAUUUUAAACAAGGCAUUACGUACCAGGCUGGUGGUAUCGCAUCUGGGUUCCAACACGUGGUGACCAAUGACGUCAGUGCCCAGAGACUUCUGCACAUUAAGGGAAGAAGGGUCAUCAGAGCAACUGAAGUCCCUUUUAGCUGGUCCAGCUUCAACAGCGGAGAUUGUUUUAUCAUUGAUGUUGGAUCUCACAUUUAUCAGUGGUGUGGCACUAAAAGCAACAAGUUUGAGCGUCUGAAGGCAUCACAAGUUGCCACUGGAAUUCGUAACAAUGAAAGACAAGGAAGAGCUGAGCUGACAGUUAUAGAAGAAGACAACGAACCACAUGUUCUCACAACGAUUUUAGGUCCAAAACCACAGUUACCAGAUGGAGAUGAUGAUACUGAUGAAGUUGCUGAUGUCACCCACCGAAAAAAAGCAAAACUGCAUAUGGUAUCAGAUGCCAGUGGAUCUAUGGAAAUCACAGUUGUUUCAGAGGAAAGUCCCUUUUCUAUGUCCAUGCUACUGACUGAGGAAUGCUUUAUUCUGGACAGUGCAGACAAGAAUAUCUUUGUGUGGAAAGGUAAGAAAUCCAACCGUGAAGAAAAAAGGGCUGCAUUGAAGACAGCUGAAGAAUUCAUUAAGAAAAUGAAUUACUCCGCUACCACUCAGAUAAUAAUAUUGCCAGAAGGUGGAGAAACUCCAAUUUUUAAACAGUACUUCAAAGACUGGAAAGACAAAGAUCAAAGUGUUGGGUUUGGAAAAGUAACCACUAAGGGAGCUAUAGCUGUUGUUGAGCAAAUUCCAUUUAAUGCAGAAAAGUUACAUGAAUCUUCAAAAAUGGCAGCUCAGUACAACAUGAUAGAUGACGGGUCUGGCCAAUGUCAGAUAUGGCGUGUUGAAAGCAAUGGCCGUGUUCCGGUAGAUCCAGAGACCUAUGGGCAAUUCUAUGGAGGAGAUUGUUACAUAAUAAUGUAUUCUUGUGCAAAAGGAAACAUAAUUUACACCUGGCAAGGAACACAUGCAACAAAAGAUGAGAUCACAUUCUCUGCCUUUCUAACAGUUCAACUGGAUCGUUCCAUGAAAGCUGGAGCUACUCAUACUCGUGUUUCCCAAGGAAAAGAGCCCCCACAUUUACUCAGUAUCUUCAAAGAUAAACCCCUUAUUGUAUAUAAAGAUGGGACCUCAAGAAAAGGGGGCCAGACACCUCCACGACCCAUACGACUCUUUCAAGUACGAAAAAACUUAGGCUCAAUUACCAGGAUUGCUGAGCUUGAAAAUGAUUCAGCAGCAUUGAAUUCCAAUGAUGCUUUUGUCUUAAAAAUGCAAAAUAACUCUGCCAUCAUAUGGAUUGGAAAAGGUGCAAAUGAGGAUGAAAUAAAGGGAGCUGAGUACUUAGUCAAAGUUCUAAAUUGCAAGGGAACCAAAAUUGCAGAAGGGCAAGAACCAGAUAUAUUCUGGUCAACGCUUGGAGGGAAAAAGCAAUAUCAGACUUCACCACUCCUUGAAUCAUCUAUUGAAGAUCAUCCACCAAGACUUUUUGGUUGCUCUGAUAAAUCAGGUCGCUUUGUGAUUGAAGAGGUACCAGGUGAAUUUACUCAAGAAGACCUAGCAGAGGAUGAUGUAAUGAUGCUUGAUACAUGGGAUCAGAUAUUUUUAUGGAUCGGAAAAGAUUCCAAUGAACGAGAGAAGAAAGAAUCUCUAAUAUCAGCCAAAAAAUAUCUUCAGAGUGACCCUUCUGGGAGAGACAAGGAGAUUCCAAUCACUACUGUGAAACAAGGACACGAACCACCAACAUUCACUGGCUGGUUUUUGGCAUGGGACUCCAAGAAAUGGGAAUAGUGCAAUAUUAUGCUAAAGUAUUUAUAAACAAAGUUGGAAGUAAAGAAAAUGUUUUAGUGCAACAUCUCCUAAAAUGAAACGUAAAUCAUUUAACAGAACAAUGUUACUGAUAAAUAUACAUUGUAAUUUCAUCCCAUUUGCUUUGGAACCGUGGUUCUAAUAGCAGAUAAAUCACAUGUGUUAAUUAAUUCUACUCUCACAGAGUCAUGCACCAGUUAUAAAAUAAUUAACAAAUGUUUAAAUAUGCAAAAUUAAUUAUCACAAUCCCUCUAAAACAUACUUGCACAUACACUCAUGGAAACACACAUAUUCCAUCUAACACACACAUACAGAUUCUUGCUGACACACUUCCACAUACACACUCAAAAAAGAGUAGCAAGAGUCCUGCCACUCUCUUGCUAGCACACUCCGCACAUUCAUACACAUAUUCUAUCUAACACACUUCUAAAAUACAGAUCCAUACUAAUACACACAAAAUGGCACAUUCCUUCUAACAAAAUAUACAUAUACA